UACCUCUGCUUUACAAUCCUGAAAACCUAGUCUCUAAAAGCUUAAGUGAUUUGCCCACAUUAAUUCCAAUAGCAAGAGAGAAUAUAAAAAAAAUCCAUUUUCCUAAAAUUCAGUUUCCAAGACACUCUAGUAUUCAAACCCAGAUUCUGGACAGAAAUCAUAAACAAUUGGAACCAAUUACCUUGGGAAUGAAACUCAAAUUUGAGAGGUGCUUGGUGAACAUAGGGGAGACUCUACUAUGGAGGCUAUAUUUCAAAGGCAGCGUGAUCUAGUGGAAAAACUUUCCUAAGGAAAUGCAGAGUCCUUUUCUAUCUCAGGUUUCUUUUUUAUUUGAAGCUGGAAGUUCAAAGUUCAUGGUUUCAUUAAAAGAAACCUCAAAUCCCGAAGGUGAGAUAGCUGUCACCUGGAGCCCUGUAUGUUGUUCUACUCUUGGCUGGGAACAGUCACCUGGGAAUCAUUCCAGCAGGUGACUUCCAAAGUCCAACCUGCUAGGUUGAAAUCUGACACUGACAGAGACUCCCUAGGAGCUGCCACGGAAAGCUAAACCAGGAACCAGGAAAUGCACAAGCCUCUUUAUGUUGGAAAACAGCUGUGCUCCCCGGGAGACCAUACGCCAUGGGAAACCAGCUCUGCUGCAGGGGAAGCUGGAGCUGCCCAUCAACUUUCCAGAAGAAAAAGAAAAAAGGGAACCAAGCAAGACUCACAUUGAAGAAGCAGCAACAACAGCUGCAGCAGAAUUGCACAAAGGACCAUGAAAUAAGAGGACACAUGUAUGAGCAGGUGUUACAGCAGCCUAAAUCUCAAAAGAGGAAUCAAGACCUCAAGUUGGAGGAGAGCAACUUACAUUAUGCAGACAUUCAAGUGAACAGUCUUACCCAACCACGCUCUGCCAGUGAAGUGAAACACUGGUAUUUAGAAAAUGCUACAGAGUAUGCUACCCUUUGCUUCCCCCAGGCCACACCUCGAUAUGACAGCAAGAAUGGGACUCUGGUGUGAGCCUCCAGAGCAAGAACAGUUUCCAUCUUUUUACCACUACUCCUGUGGGGAGAAUCCACUGCUUUGGGGAAUGAGUGGCCCAGGGAUGUUGGCCACAUUUUAAUCUUAAAGAGCUCCAGAGCCCUUUGGAAUUAUGGAUGUCUCCAGCCUCUCUCCUAGGCUUCUUAUUUGCCAUUGUUAGCUUGGAGUUAUGAUUAGGUUAGUUAUGGGUGAAAGAGUUCCACAAAAAAAAUGGUUAAGUGGACUGUGCAGGAAGGUAGGCCCUUGACCCCUAACAUUGCUCCGGCUAGUGCGGAAAAAAACAGGCUCACGAUGAGCUGAUUGCAUUAAGUUUUAUUUAAUGGUAUCACUUUUAUACACCUUAAACUCCAAAGUUGAAGAGGGAGUGCUCUGGAAAACCAUUCUGAGCUUUUGCAUAUAGCCUCCAGGGCUGGCUUGGGCACUUCCCUCAGUGGCGGCGGGAUCAAGGGUCCCACACCUAGGGAGAUAAAUGGGGGCGUGCGCUGAGGCACGGAAGAAGCUUUCUCCAACCACUGGCCACGGGAACUUCAAGUCACCAAACAGCGUGGAGAAACCCGGAAACUCUUCUUGGCUGAACUGGUAGCUAUUGCUCCGUGGAGCCGCUCAAUCAAUAAACAGUGUGAGGAACA
Ictidomys tridecemlineatus (thirteen-lined ground squirrel) is the source of this 1646-nucleotide messenger RNA. It is a transcript of the gene C4H11orf52, whose product is annotated as chromosome 4 C11orf52 homolog. The record is from RefSeq and is a predicted model, not a curated record. Gene Ontology annotation, cellular component: extracellular exosome. Lineage: Eukaryota; Metazoa; Chordata; Mammalia; Rodentia; Sciuridae.